AUCCGUGUUUUCUUUACGUCCUGUAUAGCCGACGACAACGGCGUCGAGCACAUCGUCUCAAAUAAGAACAAUACCAAGCGAAACUAGUCAAACAUCUGUCAAGACUAGCGCUACGAUAACUGCUUCCGCAAUUAAUGCGACGGUGAUUUUCUGAGUUUUUUCUGUUCUUUUCUCUUUUGUAUUACCGCAGUUGUCUGUGCUGGUACUGUGAUACCAUCAGGAGUAGGUAGUUGUGCGACAAGGUUGUAUGGUUGUGGAGCACGGACGGAUUAUUUACUAAUGAGAGCAGAUAUGCAACUGUCGGACGCCGUUUGACUUCAUCUUUGGGCUGUGAGUAGGACACAGUAAGAGUACGAAUACCUUGAAAGUGUUCGUGCCCAUGACUCUUGAAGACCCGGUUGUCUGGAAAACCAGUUUUUCAAGGACUCCUGAAUAUAACUAGAACUUCUUUUUAAUGAGAUAUGAUUGGCGCUUAAAUUUGUGAUUAGAAGGAGACGUGUUCCAGCUCUACGUGACCUUUCUUUGGAAAGUUAUAGAAUUUACAAGAAAACCCUUAAAUCAAUUUCUUCUUAUUCCUUCAGCUUUCAGCUGACAAUGAACAGUUAGGGCUUUUCCUGUAAAUUCUAUAACUUUGCAAAGAAAGGCCACGUAGAGCUGGAAGGCGUCUCAUUUUAAUCACAAAUUUACGGGCUACAAUCAUAUUUCAUUAAAAGGAAGUUUUAGGUAUCUUAUAGAGUUCUUGAAAAACUGUUUUUCUGGAAAACGGGGUCUUCAGGAGUCAUGUGCACGAACCUUUUUAAGGUCUUCUUGAUCUUACUGUGUCCUACUCAUAGCCAAAAGGUGAGGCCGUACGGCGUCCGACAGUUGGAUAUGUUCCCUCGUAAGUUCUAGCCUUUUUGGAAGUUUUGUGUUUGUAGGUUGAUAUGAAUUCAACGUGUAGAGAGUUCGUUGCAUCCAUGUAAUAAGCGCGAUGAUGUUGUUUGUCGUUGCGCAUACACUAAAUAUCGAACAAUUGUCGCUUUUGUUUCUAGAAUUCAGGGGCUACUUAUUCUCAUUCUACAUUACUUUGAGUAAUGGGUGUUUUGUUUUCCUCGUCUAUAGCUGAUGACAACGUCGUCGAGCACAUCGUCUGAAAUAGCAACAAUAACAGGUGGAACUAGUCAAACAUCUGUCGAGAUUAGCGCUAUGAUGACUACAUCCACAAUCGGUAGAACGCCGGUGACAACGCCGUCGAGCACAGCGUCUCGAAUAGCAACAAUAACAAGUGGAACUGGUGAAACAUCUCUGAAUACGACAACUGCAUUCACAAUCAGCACAACGAAUUCUACAUUGGCAAUAACCUCAAUGGUGACAGCUGGUACUAGUAUUAUCAAUAGUACGCCCGUGACAACGCCGCCGAGCACAUCGUCUCAAACAAUAACAAGCGGAACUAGUCAAACAUCUGUCAAGACUAGCGCUAGAAUAACUGCAUCCACAAUCAGCGCGACGAGCUAUCCGAUUACUGUUAUGUUCGGUACUUGCCCGUACCGGUUCGAUAGUGCUUUUGAAGUUACGGUCAAUUGUUCUGCUGAGAUGGUGUCAAGCACAAUAGCUAGUUUUACAAAUAGUUCGCUAUCUCAAAAUGUUAGUAAAGUUAUUGUGGUCGACCAGCCACCGAUGUCGAAGCUUAGCCCAUAUUUGUGCAACUUACCUUCGAGACAGAUUGAUCUUAGUGGUCAGCAGUUUGUGGUGCUUGACGAUGAUACAUUUCCUUGCAACAAUAGCUAUUAUAGAACGAUUAAUUUGACAGAUAAUCAGAUAUCGUCGGUCAAUAUCACUUUGCGUGAUUGGGAUGUCAUUGACCUGAGCAGAAAUAGUUUGACAGUGCUUCCGUACACUAUUUUGUUGGAUAGGCCAAUUGUGUUGUCUCGGUUCUCUUUGUCUCAUGUGGUUGUUGUCGGGUACGGAGCAAAAGUAGUGAAUUUAGAAUCUAAUGAACUUCAUGCUAUGGAUUUAUGGGCAUAUGCAUCGGAUAAUAUAACGGUUGAUUUGACAAUGAAUGAUUUUCAUAUAGUGGAUGGUUUCACAGUUGUUAUGAAUAUGCUAAAUCUUCCAUUAAUAGAUGUUCCCGACGAGGAUAGUACUGUACAAUUACCAACAUCUUUGAAAUUCCUAGUUAAUGACACAUUAGCGGAAAACUAUGGAACAUGCAAUCAAACAACGUUGGUCUAUUUAAUAGAAUUUCUGGAAAAACUGCAAAACUCGUCUAAUGUUUCAUUAGAUUGUACAUGUGCUUCAGUAAAUUUGAGAACUCAAUAUCGGAUAUUGUAUGCAGCAAAUAUUACAGACAAAUUUCCGUGUAGCAAUGAAAUGGUGACAGAUUCAUUUUUAGAACUAAAUUGUACAAACAUGACGAACAUGAAUCCUACUGCUAUGUGUAAUUUUACAGCACUAAAGGUCGAUUCUUCCACUGCAUUGUCGACUUUUACGGCGUCAAAUGGACAAUCUAAUUUAGCAAUCAUUUUGGGCUCUGUUUUGGGGUCUGUGGGAUUUUUAAUAUUGAUUAGUACAGUAUGCGCUGUUCUAUAUUGGAAAUUUAAAGAACCAAAGAGUUCUGUCAGUCCGCUUGCCAGGAAUAAGACAGUAGCAGCAGCGCAUAGUUAUGAAAGAGCCCCUGAAUCACGAUUAGAAGAGCGUAUUCAAACAAGAAAUCCACGUAUACUACGUCGACUACCACCAUUACAAACGCAAAUAUCUCAACUAGGUGAAACACUUCAUAAUGUCCACAGUGAACAUCGUGCAACUGCCAACAAUGCCCCUAAUUCUGGAUUGUCUGUACGUGGUAUUUCUGUGGAUAAUAUAUUGUCCAGAAAUGUGGCACGACCUACAACAGAGCAUUUUGUUCCACUCUAUCCACCGUACUCAAAUUCUCCAGCAGUGGCAUCACCAAAUCUUCAACCUACCAAAUCGUCUCCAUCACGAAAAUACAUCAAUCCACAACAACACGUACAGCCAACCGGUUCAUACAAUCAGUUUUCAGAACCAUGA
This is a messenger RNA of Didymodactylos carnosus, 3027 nucleotides long. The record is from the annotation of a GenBank genome assembly. NCBI's taxonomy places the organism in Eukaryota, Metazoa, Rotifera, Eurotatoria, Philodinida, Philodinidae.